Molecule: messenger RNA, 1704 nt
Organism: Chrysoperla carnea
Lineage: Eukaryota; Metazoa; Arthropoda; Insecta; Neuroptera; Chrysopidae
Product: coiled-coil domain-containing protein 13
Exons: 7
Coding region: 1-1704 (567 amino acids)
Biological process (GO): non-motile cilium assembly; cytoplasmic microtubule organization
Cellular component (GO): centriolar satellite
Source: RefSeq, a predicted model, not a curated record
AUGAAUGAAACCGAAGACAAAUUACCAAUUGAUGUAAAUUUAUCAUUGGACGCAAUAAAAGUACCUAGGAUGCCAAAUGACAUAUUAUUUCCUAGUGAAUUAAAUAAACAACUUCGUGAAAAUGUUCAGGUGGGAUGUAUGGCUUUAUCUUUACAUUCAAGCUAUAGUUAUCAAACGAUGAAACCCGAAAAAUUACAAUCAAAAUUAGAAUCUUUGGAAGGGAAAUUAAAGCAGUAUGAACAUUUUAAUAGUCUGUCAUCAACUCAAUCUAGUCAUACAGAUUUAGCAACAACUAAAAUUGUUGAAUUGAGUAAAAGGAUACGUGAAUUAAACGCUGAAUUAGGAUCGUAUCGAACAAAAUGUGGACAACUAGAAAAUAAAAUUAAGCAAUUAACUGUUGAACAAACACAAGUAGAAAAACCAGAAUUCGAAGAGAAAAAAGAAGAAAAUCCCGAUCAAAUAAAAAUAUUAUCAGACAAAUUGGCAGCAACAUCGAAAAAAUUAUUUGAAGUUAAAAAUUUAAAUAUACAAUUAACAAACGAAUUAAAACAGGCAAAUAGAUUGUUAUCACAAGAGAUUGGUGAAAGUUUUACAUCGAUUACAAAUUUAUCACAUACAAAUUCAAAUUGGCGUGGCCGGGCCCAACAAAUUAUUAGUUUACAGCAAAAACUUAGUGAAUUACAAGAAAAAUUAAGUAUAACUCCAAUUGAAAAAGAAAUAUCAACAAAUACAAUUGCUUUGAGACAAAUAGAAUCAAAUAAACGUCAGAUUCAAGAACAGUUAACACGUGAAUUAAGUACGACGAAAACAACAUUAGAAGAAACUAAAAAGAAGUUAGACGGUUCACGGGCACGAUCUAAAGUUCUCGAGAAUGAUUUGAAUACGUUAAAAACAAAAUUAAAUACUUUGAUGGAAAAAAGUGAACAUGAUAAUCAGCUAAUUCAAGUUUUAACGGGUGAAAUAAAAGUUGUUGAAAGUAAUUAUAAAGAUAAAUCUCAAGCACUAAAAGAGCAAUAUGAUAAAUUACAAGUACAGCAUAAUACAUUAAUGUCAGACAUGCAACGUGAACGCGAUAGACAAGAUAAUUUACAAAAAUUAUUACUUGAAAGAGAGGCGAAAAUUGAUGAGUUAAAAUCACAAAUACGUGAAUACCAGAAUCAGAAAACUUCCUCAAUGAUGACAGUACCAAAUGAAGCUGAUGUUAAACAUCAAUCAACAUUGCCAAUGAUAUCACAGGAAGAAAAAGCAGUUUUUAAAGCUGCCGAAGUAGAGCGUAAACGGUUAUUGGAAAUGGUAUCGGCAUUAAAUAUGCAGGUUGAUAAUCUGCGUGGUAAACUAGAUGAUUUGCAACUGAAUUUGAAACGUGAAAAACAAAAAUCAAAUAAGUUGAAUAUGAAAAUUAAUCGAUUAGAAUCAGACAAAACUAUGAAUCGUACAAUAUCAACAUACUCAAAUCGUAAUAGUUUGAUGAAAUUAAACAGUACAACCAGUUUAGUUCCCCUGCAAGAACCAUCUGAAGAAUUGAAAAAUAAAUUAGAAAUAUGUGAAGAACAAAUAUUAUUAUUACAAACACGAAUACAAACAUUAGAGGAAGAGAAAAAGUUGGAUUUUGAAAAUUUUACUAUGAUGUUAGAAAAUACACGAAAUGUAUUCCAUGAAGAGCUUACUCAACAGACUGUUAAAUUGGAAGAUGAUUGUGAAUAA